GGAUUGAGCAGCCUCAGUAAGACACGAUCUCCAUUAGAGCUGAAGAUGGACAUAUUGCACUGAAUCCCUUUGUGGCAAGAAGAAAAGCUACAGCAGGAAAUCGUGGUUCACGUGGUUCACGUCUCCACUCAACAGCACGAUGUCUGGAGAGGGCAAAGAUGAUGCUGCAGGCAAUGUGUGCCCAAUAGACUCUGAGUUUCGCUACAGCCUCUUCACUGUUUUCUACAGCAUCAUUUUCAUUCUGGGCUUUGUCGCCAACUGCUACGUGCUCUGGAUUUUCAGCCGUAUUUACUCCACCAAGAAGCUCAAUGAAAUCAAGAUAUUUAUGCUGAACCUGACAGUAGCUGACCUGCUCUUCCUGGUUACAAUGCCACUGUGGAUUGUUUACUAUCACCACCACGGGGACUGGAUCAUGCCCAAGAUCCUCUGUAAUGUGGCUGGCUGUUUCUUUUUCGUGAACACCUACGCUUCUGUUGCCUUCCUGAUGGUCAUUACAUACAACCGUUACCAAGCUGUGACGAAUCCCAUUAGAGCAGCUCAGUUUACCACCCAAAGAAGGGGUAUCUUUCUCUCAGCAGCCAUCUGGAUCAUAACAGUGGGCAGUGCUUUGUAUUAUCUUUUUGAUGAUAAUACGAAUGUGGAGAAAAUUGGCUCAAAUAAUUAUACACGUUGCUUUGAGCGCUAUGACUCUACUGGCAAUGUUACACCAGUUCUUGCCAUUCAUGUCAUCAUCUGCACCCUUUUCUACAUCAUUUUCCUAUUUAUCCUAGCUUGGAACAUCAUCAUUAUCAGGACCCUGUUCUCCAAAUCAGGGCAGCAGCGGAAGAACGCUCACGUAAAGCAAAGGGCGCUCUGGAUGGUCUGCACUGUGCUGGUUGUGUUCAUCAUCAGCUUUGUGCCUCAUCACGUUGUGGACCUGCCCUGGACACUGACUGUUCUGGAGCAAUGGAAGAAGGAAAACUGUCGCUUGCGCCAGCAGCUCAACGAUGCUCACCAGGUGACUUUGUGCCUCCUGAGUAUGAACUGCGUGUUGGACCCAGUCAUCUACUGCUUCCUCACCAAGAAGUUCCAAAAGCAUGUAUCACAAAAUCUGAAAAGCAUGAAAGGGAGCCGCAAGUGCUCCAGGCAAACCACAGAUACGGUGAUUGAGGGCACCAUUCACCAGGAGGACGCCAUUGGGUUCUAGGUCAGUUGGUUUUGAUUGCAGAGGCUGAGGUGCUGAAUGAGUCCCUCAUCUUUUCUCAAACGAAGGCACAGAGGGACACGACAGGGCCAGAAUAUUACUUUCCAUUUUUCCUGUAAGACAGAAGAAUGAACACCCGUUUGUGACAGGACAAGAGGCAAUGUGCAUAAACUGGAACACAGGAUGUCGCCCUGAACAUCAGGGAGAACUUUUUAAUGUGAGGCUGACGGAGCACUGGCACAGGUUGCCCAGGGAAUCUCCUCCUUGGAGAUCUUCAUAAGCCACAUGGAUGUGGUGCUGGGCAAGAGGUGUCCCUUCUGAAGCAGGGGUUGGACCAGAUGGACUCAGAUGUCUCUUCCAACCUCUGUCAUUCUAUGAUUUCUUCUAUCACUCUCAACUGGCAGCACUGAAACUUGUAAAAAUCUGUGAGAAAACCACUUUCUGUCUGUGUUGUGGGCACUGAGAGCAGCUCAGGCAAUCUGCUUUUACUGAGAGAAAUGCAGCGAGUGUCCGCAAUGAGCAAAGUACACUGAAAUUAUACGUCAGCCCUGGUAGUACCAUGCCUGGUCCUUUGCCUGCUCAGCUUCCAGGAAAAGUCCAGUAUCAGAGCUGUAAGACUUCUAAACAGCCUGGUGGAACGUGCUGAGCUGCUACCAUAAUCAAGUAACAUUUCUGAGCAGUUGUUCUGAACUGUCUUUGCUCACAGCUUUUGUAUCAGACAAGUCACUGGACAAAGACAACACAAGGAAGAGAAAUUGGCAGUGCCUCAGCCCCCAUCCCAAAUCAGCUCCCCAGAGGGGGCUGCUGCCUGCCCCCUGGUUUCUUGUAUGAUUGCAGAACUGGAAAGUAAGUGGCCUCUUGCACUCAGAUUUUGGCUGGCUGGUAUUUUUGUGCCUGUGGAGAUCCCACCUCAUUUUGGACGCUCUGGGUAACAGAAGACUGCUGUCAGCAGGGGCAUUAUUAGGAGAAGACAAAAAAAACUUUAAAUGCUUCUCUAUCUUUGUUCUUAUUUAUUUAAAUGAGGAUUGUAAAAAGCAACUGUGCGCUGUCCUUCCUCUAGCCUUUUUAUUUCUGCUAUGAAGAAAAGAAGCUGACUCGCUCUUGAUAACCUACCACAAAUGAAGUAUUAGGUUUCUGAGUAAAUCAGUGAUGCAUAGUGAUGCAGCGCACUUUGCAGAGAUGUAACUAAUGCAAUUGUGAAAGACUUGAGGCUCCUCACUCAGGGCUGGCAGCAGCCAGUAGGGCCCUAGGGUAGUUUUCCAGGGGUGCCCAUUUCUGUUACAAGUCAUGAGACAGUUGAGGUUUCUUUUUCUGACUGUAAUUACUCAAUCCAGCACAGGAAAUUGGGCAGGGCAAGGAAGGGAAGCUACUUGUUUUUAACAAUCAUUUUUUGGUUCCUCAAACUACAUGGGAGAGUCUGGGUGGUAAUACGAGAAAAGUCUAUCUGACAUGGCAAUAUUAUUGAUUUAUACGUGUUGUCAGCAGCCUUCGUAUGCCCACCAGUUAUGAGGAGAAAGUGAAAGAUGAGCUUUCCAAACAUAGGACCAACAGACCUAUCAGACCUGUCUAUGUUUCAGUGAAGAUGGGUGUCCUUCAGCUGUAUCUCCUGCAGCUCCUCGAGCAGCUUUUGUACUUAUGUGUGUAAAUGAGCAAAGGAACUAAAAUGCUUUUUUCUUUUUAAUGCCACGCCUGAUGGUGAGCUGUGCACUCCUGUACCAGGCAGUGGGCAGAAUGUGAUCAUAAGCCAAAUGCAUUCCCUCUUGGUUCUGUACUCUGCUCCAGUAUGGUCACUCACAAAGAAUACCUGCUGGCAUCAUUUCGCAGAGACUUUUCCCUGCUCCCUCGGCCAUGUUCAAAGCUUUGCUCCAUAUCCGCAGUCACACAGUGCAUAGCAAGGAUCACAAUAUUUCAUCUAAAAGCCUAAAUCCUGGGAGCUGGAGGAAUGUGCUUCUGUAUUUUGCCCUCGAGAGAUGGCACAUUCUGGUUGGAAAAACUUUUCUCCUUACCACCCACCUGACAAUAGAUCUCAUUUGCUUCACAGCUGCUAAAGCACUGGACAGAUCGAGUUUGGCAACUCUUGGAGGAAAUGGAAAGGGAUUGUUUUGUGUAGAAAUGUGUAAGUUUAUGGUCUUCUAUAGACUGCUGGGAAACUUGCAGUAGAGUGUACAGUUUGGGUUACUUACUGUUUGCAAAUACACACAGAAGGCAAAUACUCCACAGAAACCAGCUGUAAGGCAAGUGGGGGAUCAACAGAACAACUGUAAACUUGCUUCUAAGGGAAAGGUUAAACAGUGAAAGAAUUCUGAGGACUCUUCACGAGAUUAUGUUGCAAUAACUAAGUCAGCAAAAAGGCAUUUUAAAAGAAGUUUGACCUUCUACUUCUGUUCCUGGAAUUACUUGUUCUACAGCAGUGUUUAGGACACAGUUUUGAUUUGCAAUGAAAGGAAUCCUCAAAUGUUCUUCUAAAUAAAGCGUGCUUCCCGAA
This is a messenger RNA of Centrocercus urophasianus (Greater sage-grouse), 3668 nucleotides long. RefSeq names its product platelet activating factor receptor (gene PTAFR). NCBI's taxonomy places the organism in Eukaryota, Metazoa, Chordata, Aves, Galliformes, Phasianidae. Gene Ontology annotation, biological process: chemotaxis; G protein-coupled receptor signaling pathway. The transcript has 2 exons. Gene Ontology annotation, molecular function: G protein-coupled purinergic nucleotide receptor activity; platelet activating factor receptor activity. The record is from RefSeq and is a predicted model, not a curated record. Gene Ontology annotation, cellular component: membrane. The coding region runs from base 140 to 1186 and encodes 348 amino acids.